Lolium perenne is the source of this 705-nucleotide messenger RNA. RefSeq lists its product as uncharacterized. The record is from RefSeq and is a predicted model, not a curated record. NCBI's taxonomy places the organism in Eukaryota, Viridiplantae, Streptophyta, Magnoliopsida, Poales, Poaceae.
AUUCCGCUACGAAUUCGGCCAUUCCCCACUUGCCCUCAGAACAAGGCGAAGAACUAGCGCACCCCUACCAAUGGCGACUCCCGGGGACGGAGAGGACGCGCCGCCGCCGCCGCCGCCGGCCGCGGGGUCCGGAGGCAGCUUGAUCGCGAAGCUGGGGGAGCAGUGGAGGAGCACGAAGGAGCACGCCGAGACGUACCCCUACGUGUGGGGCUCCUACAUCCUCGUCUACGGCGGCCUGGGCGCCUACAUCUCCUGGCGAUGGAUCAAGCUCCGCCGCACCGAGGACCGCGUCCGCGCCCUCCAGGCCCGCCUCCGCCAGCUCGCCGCCGCAGAGGAGUCGCAGGCCGCUCCCGCUCAUCCUGCCCCACCCCUUCCCCUGCAUCAGCAGCCGCCGCCGCCGCCGACUGGGCCGGGCAAGCCCGCCUCCGCCCCGUGAAGAGUAAGAUCCCGUAGCCAACUUUUUUGACUUGAAAUGUUACAAGAGCGCAAACCCUGCAUCGUCGUCCGAGCUAGAGGCAGUGCUUGGUGUCCUGUUUAUUGUCUGAUCCUGGACCCAAAGAAAUGGUGAAAUGUAGAAUUAUUAUGUGUUCAUAUUCGAGAUCAUUCUGGAGUAGGUCUAAAUUGUUGUGUUUCAUGUAUGCUGAUCAUCCCACGAGGGAUCUGGUGUUUUUGGUUAUGUCAGCAGUACCAUUUUCUCUUGAUUCA